AUGGUCGAUCGCAUACGGCUAUGGCGACACGACGCGCUGAUGCAGCAUAUGUACGAGACCGCCGCGUUCUGGGGGGACAAGGUGCUCAGCUGGACGAAUGACCCAAACGACGCGUUCUGGCUUGCGCAGACAUACUUCAAUGCCAGGCAGUACUCACGCGCCGCGCGUCUGCUGACGCGACCAUUCCGGAUGGCACCCCCGCACCGACCCCCCUCCCCCCCACACCCCUCUGCCAAUGGCUUCCUCUUGUCCUGCAGAUACCUUGCGGGAAUGUGCCAUAUGCAGAUGGGACAUUGGUCCGAGGCGUUAGAAAUCAUCGGGGAGUCGAAUCCGUUCCAGAAGACCUCCAAUCGGGGGCCUGCGGUACCCAACAACGAUGGCGGCAUCAAAGUGGAGGCAUCGACAUGUUACUUGCGCGGUCUGCUCAUGCAGAAGUUGAACCGCGGAGACGAAGCGAAGGAGUCCUUCCUCGAGGCCUUGUCUCUUGACGUGAAGUGCUACGACGCCUUCCAGAAACUGGUAGACAGUCAAAUGAUGACCCCAGACGAAGAGUGGAACGUCAUCCAGUCUCUCGCCUACUCAUCCCAAACACCGCACGAUGCCCAGUUUGUCCAACUGAUGUACACCAGCCGCCUACGAAAGUAUAAGCACAAGGCCGAGCAUGCGCUCACCAGAAAAAAGCUUGUAGAGGAGUACGGCCUCGGCGACAACCCAGACGUCCUCCUCAGCUUCGCCGACGCGCUCUUCAGUGACUUCCGGUUUGCUGACUGCUAUGCCAUUACAUCCAGAGUCCUCGGCAUGAUCUCCAUCCAUAACCAGGCGCUGCCGAUGCAUUUGGCGUGCAUGUUCGAGCUGAAGCACCUCCACUCCAAGCUCUUCCUCCUCGCGCACGAGAUGGUCGACCGCGAGCCGGACAACGCGCUCAGCUGGUACGCCGUCGGCAUGUGGUACCUCUCGAAGGGCUCGUGGGGCCAGGCGCGCCAGUUCUUUGCCAAGUCCUCGCUGUUGGACCCGCGCUUUGCGCCGGCGUGGAUAUCGUUCGCGCACGCGUUCUCUUUUGAGGGCGAGCAUGACCAUGCGAUUACGGCGUAUUCGACGUGUACGAGGAUGUUCAAUGGCUCGCACCUACCGUACAUGUUCUUGGGCAUGGAACAUCUGGCACUCUGCAACUAUGGGCAAGCCAACGACGCGUUCCGGGCCUCGCGCUCCUUAUGCGACUCUGAUCCGUUGCUCCUCAACGAACUGGGUGUGCUGGCGUAUCAGCGGCAAAACUACAAAGAAGCCGCGGAGUACUUUGAGCAGGCUCUCUCGGUGGCGAACGUGACGCAGAGCUCGCACACAACCUGGCAGGCGACGUACAUCAACGUCGGGACGUGCUAUCGCAAGUUGCGGCGACUCCCCGAAGCCGUAAAAGCGUACGAGAAGGUGCUCGAGUCGGAUCCGCGGCACGCCGUCGCGUUGAGCUUCCUUGCGAUCUGCUACCACCUCAUGGGCGACUUGGACAGUGCGAUCUUGAAGUAUCAUGAGACCUUGAGCCUGGUGCACAACAACAACAUCCUUGACCUACUUAACCUGGCCCUCGAUGCGGCGACGGUGGUCGAUCAGCCGAGGCUUGGAGAUGCGGAGUGGAGGCAAAGGGUGGCUGAAUGGAAGGCGGCGACUGGCCAAAUUCAGCCUCAGGAUGAUUCAACGGUGGAUGAGAUGAGUAUAGGGUAG
Molecule: messenger RNA, 1716 nt
Organism: Schizophyllum commune H4-8
Lineage: Eukaryota; Fungi; Basidiomycota; Agaricomycetes; Agaricales; Schizophyllaceae
Product: TPR-like protein
Exons: 11
Coding region: 1-1716 (571 amino acids)
Biological process (GO): cell division
Molecular function (GO): protein binding
Source: RefSeq, a predicted model, not a curated record